Molecule: messenger RNA, 1871 nt
Organism: Aspergillus heteromorphus CBS 117.55
Lineage: Eukaryota; Fungi; Ascomycota; Eurotiomycetes; Eurotiales; Aspergillaceae
Product: putative chromosome segregation protein (Pcs1)
Exons: 3
Coding region: 76-1647 (523 amino acids)
Biological process (GO): attachment of mitotic spindle microtubules to kinetochore; homologous chromosome segregation; meiotic sister chromatid segregation
Cellular component (GO): nucleolus; chromosome, centromeric core domain; monopolin complex
Molecular function (GO): microtubule site clamp; protein binding
Source: RefSeq, a predicted model, not a curated record
CAACAUCGGCCUUAUAUCCAUCUGCCGUGAAAUAUCUUCGACGCGUUAUAUAUAUCAUAUACAGCAAUCUAUACCAUGCCAAAAAGAAAGGCCGCCACCGCGCUCUCUGCUGCCACCGAGUCUAACGAUGAGGACAUGAUGCAAGCCAAUGGCUCCGGAAAGGCCUCCACACGCGAUAAUAAACGCCCUGCUAAGAAGCAAAGAGGAAGACCGCGAUCCAAAUCAGCCGAAAUGAAGCCCCUGAUCUCAUCAACACAGGAUCCAGCUACCGCGCCCCCAGAAUUAUCCGAUGCGCCUGCAGCAAAGAGAGGCGGGAGGAGGGGCAGACCGAAGGGUAGCAGAAACUCAGUCCAGGCGUCCCAAGACGUCGCGGAAGAGCAAGAUGAGACCAAAGAGUCAGAGCAUGAGACUGAUGCCCAGGAACAAGAAAACGUUCUAGUUUCGAAUAAUGAACUAGAAUGGCCACAGAGUGCUCCAAAGCCAACCAAAUCGAAACCUGCAGUUACACGAGGUCGGAGAAAAGUCAACAGAGAAAAUUCUCUGCAGGCGGAUAGCGAAUUCGAAUACACUCCCUCGACCAACCGACGACGUAAAUCAACUGAAGCCCCCGAGGAGCAAUCAGCACAGCCCAAGAAACAAAAACGGAGAGCUGAGGAGAUGGACACACAAGAAGAUGAACCCGCUGCACAAGAUGUUGUGGACGAAACCAUGCUUCAGGAUACUCAGCCCCCGUCAAUACCACGAUCACCGGCAAAACGUGGACAACCGCAGAAACCAGUACAUAGUUCUCCGUUGAAAUCAAGGCUCAGUGGCGCUGAGGACAAGGCCAAUAUAGAGCCCGAGCUCCGACGUCGAAUCGGGGAACUAACGAAGAAAUGUGAUACCCUGGAGAAUCGAUACAGGAAUCUCAGAGAAAUAGGGGUUGUCGAAGCAAAUACAAACAUGGAAAAGCUACGGAAACAAUUCGAUUUGAUGGCAACUGCUUCGAAUACCGUGAUCGCCUCGUUGAAGGCAGAGUUAGAGGCGCAGAGAGCGCUUGGCCAGCAAAGCCGGUCGCUACAAAAACAGUUGAAAGAGCGGGAUGCGGAAGUGACCAAAUUAAAGUCACAAGCCGAGGAGACGACCGGCCAGCUCUCUUCAGCACAGGUGGAGGUUAAGGCAUUGCAAACAAAACUUGCAGCGGCCCGUAACGCUACCGCCACCGCCAGUCUCGAAAGCGCGGCAGCCAAGGUGCCCGGAAGUGCGAUCAAGAGUGGUCUUAACCGUGCGAAUGCUGCAGUAACUGCAGAGGCCGCGCAAGCAGCCCAAUUUGCGCAGCUGAAGGAAGAUCUCUACACUGACCUUACUGGUCUAAUCAUUCGCGACGUCAAGAAGCGACAGUCGGAUAACCUGUACGACUGUAUCCAAACGGGUAGCAACGGAACACUCCAUUUCAAGCUAGUUGUCCCUCAUGUAUCCUCGGCCAACUUUGAAUCUGCCGAGUUUCAAUAUAUUCCCCUCUUGGACGAAAAUAGAGACCGCGAUCUGGUUGACAUACUUCCCGAGUACCUGACAGUGGACAUUACUUUUGUUCGCCAACAAGCCUCGAAAUUUUACACCCGAGUGAUUGACGUGCUCACCAAGAGGCGGAGCACUGCAGCUAUGUGAUAGAUCGUUGUUCCAAUUCAAUUCUCUCAAGGCGGCUUGUUUCUCCAUUGUUGUUGACAUUGUACUGUUGUUGGCAUUGGGCCAUCUUCGUUGGAUGUUUUGGAUCGUCCGGAUUAAAUGGUUUCUGAUAUCCCGAUUUGCGUUGCGCAUGCCAACAGCGUCACGACGCCAUCAUGUAUUUAGUCGUAUAUGGAGCAUUUGGAUGGCUUUUACUUAAUAGUGAC